AUGUACAAAAUGCACACAUAUUAUAUAUAUAGUUAAAUUUACAUUAGGUCAGUUUUGAGGGUUUUAACAUAAUAAUAAUAAUAAAAUAUUAAAUAAAUAAAUAAACAAAAAGAAGAAGAAAUAGUAUAUUACAGUCUUUGGAUUUACUCGAGGUUUACAUGCUCAUAGUGUAAGCUUAAAGCUUAACUAAUAUAAUAAUAUUUUUAUAUGAUUUGCAGAAGAGGAUAAGAGGUUACUCUGGGAGAUUCUAAAUGAGCCCUCCCUAGAAACCAAUCAACCUCAGGCCACAAGUAGUCCGGCGGAGAGCAUAGGAGAAGUGGUAAGUCUCCAAAUACUUUCCCUUUCUUUCUUUUUUUUCUUUUUUUCUCAUUUGACUUGUGUGUUCCUAUAUGUAGUGUGUAUAUAUAUGAAUUCUCAAGUCAGGACCGUCUGAUUUUGGAUUAUCCCAAUUGAUUUCGAGUUUUUAAAAAUAUUCAGGAACCGGUCCAUUUAGCGACUGUAUCUUGUGCAGAAGUACAGUCUGCUUAUCCACCAAAUCCAUAUCUCCCAUCAAAUACUACUGGCCAAUCAACAUCUCCACCAGCUGCUUCCUUUUCAUCCUCCAUUCCUCAUCAAAAGCACAUUAGCGGGUUCGAACCGAUAAACGUGCUGAUGUCGGAUUUCAUGACCCUUAACCAUGCAAUUCAUCUGGAUUACCAACCGGCUCAAUUGAUGAGGUUUUUGGCUGAGCAAUCUUGGAGAGCUUCAGGAGUAGUACCACAUCAGACUUGGUUUGCAGCCGGGACGGAAUAUCCCAAUCAAUUGUUCCCGAGAUUGGGAUUUGCGAACGUGACCUGCAAUUUGGUUGCCUCUUCAGUGUCUCAAAUGGCAACCAACUUCAACAGCAAUAUCUCUCUGCCUGCUGGAGUUCUUUAUCCUGCAUACACUGGAUUGAGAGGACAGUAUUCGACCUUGCUGCCAACAAGAUCAGAGACAUUACUUAUGGGGAAACCAAGAAGUGCACAAACGAUAUCAUCUUCUUGUUCAUUGAGAGUUUCCUCAACUAGUUCUUCUGGUUUUGCCAAUGCGAUUCCGGGGGUUGGAGGGUCCUCAUCUGGCAAUAACAAUAUCGGUUACGAUUCACAACCACGAUCUGUUCCAAGCCUGAUUGAUGAUGUUAGAAGCCAAUUGGAUGAAUCACAAGCGCAUGGUGUUGCAGAUGGUAGCUCUUCAGCAAGAGGAGAGAUGAGUGAUCCUAACCCAAUCCAGUCGAGCUCCUCUCCAGAAGGAGUGAGUCCUGAAAUGGAUGGUGGUUUGGGGCCAAUUGCUGCUAACUAUCUUGACUAUGAAAAUGAGAGAUAUGAGUUAGCUUGGGAGGGAACAAUAUCUGCACAGUAUCAAGAACAACAAAUUCUAGUCAGUAGCGCAAGGGCUUACAAGAAAAUUACAGCUCCAGCAAUGUAUGUUUAAAUUAAUCCAUUUUAGUCAAUAUUCAUUCUAUAUAUAUUCAAUAUUGAUAUCUUUAUACAAAAGAUUGAUAUUGUUUCCUCACUUUAUCUAUCUCUCUCUUUAAAUGUAUCUAGUCUUGCUGCGCUGUGGCCACAGAAGUUGCAGAUGGGUCAUGUAUUAUCAAAUUUCCGACUCAAAAGAGCGUAAGUAUAAUUACAGGAUUAGCACAUCUACUAAUCAAUAUAAAAAACAAUCUCAUCCAUUUGAUAAGUAUAUGCUUAUACAAUAUUUCUCGUACUAUUAUUUUCUUUUGUUUUUGCAACAGGACAUCUCAAGCAGAGUUCUGCGAGAAUAUGAUCAUUGAUGUUACGGCUCAACACAUAGUAUAUGAGCAACUCAGAAAAAGAGAACUUGUUAGUACAUAUAAAUAUAUGUAUAUAUAUAUAUUCUAUGUCACUCUCUAUGAUCUAAAAAGUAACAUAAUACGGCUCUUUUUAUGUUAAUUUUUACACAGUGUGUUCGAAUCGAUUUGCCUUCCCAGACAUUGAUCUUUCAACCAACAAGUAAUGAUCUCCGCUUCAUCGGUACCCUUUUUAGUGGGGUGAGUCCUAUUUAUGCUUUAAUAUAAAUUCCAUGAUGCUUUACAAGGCACCUAUAUUAAUUAAUAAAAUUUUAAGGACUAAACAUGGAAAUAUAAAUCUGCAGGAACUUCCUACAUUCAGCAAUUUUGAUACAUCCUUGAAUUUGCUUCCCGAGCAGCCGCGCAAUUAACACGGUAAAACUCGAGAAGUUGCAUGAACAUAGGGGUUUUAGUUUUGUGGAUACUCAACAAGCUAGUCCUAGACAAGCCUUUGCCAAGAAGGCUUCGAAGUUUGGCUUUAGUUUUAUGCUUCGUGGGCCUAUGUGUGCUUUCAAUACAAGAACAUGUAAUAUAUCAAUGGAGUCCCUUCUAUGUGAAUUGGCUUUUGGGUCUUUAGGGUUUCAUUUCCAUAUUGCAGAACUAAAUCAUUCAGUUAAAAAUAGGCCAAAAAAAUAAAAAUAAAAACAAAAAAACGAAAAAACAAGAAACAAAAAAAAACAACAAAAAAGAAAAUGGUAGAAAACUAGCAAAUAUAGGUAAUUGCAAAUAAAAUCUUA
This is a messenger RNA of Ziziphus jujuba (common jujube), 2565 nucleotides long. RefSeq lists its product as uncharacterized. The record is from RefSeq and is a predicted model, not a curated record. Lineage: Eukaryota; Viridiplantae; Streptophyta; Magnoliopsida; Rosales; Rhamnaceae. The transcript is spliced from 3 exons. The coding region runs from base 652 to 1449 and encodes 265 amino acids.